Messenger RNA from Beta vulgaris subsp. vulgaris (sugar beet), 1997 nucleotides. Its product is annotated as F-box/FBD/LRR-repeat protein At2g04230. NCBI's taxonomy places the organism in Eukaryota, Viridiplantae, Streptophyta, Magnoliopsida, Caryophyllales, Amaranthaceae. The record is from RefSeq and is a predicted model, not a curated record. Gene Ontology annotation, molecular function: protein binding. The transcript has 4 exons. The coding region runs from base 153 to 1781 and encodes 542 amino acids.
AUUUACUUAUUCAAAACAUUUUUUCCAAAAACUUAUCGUACAAGAUAAAGUCAUACAACUCCAAAAGUGAACUCCCAAAGAGUAAAGACCCCAUUGUUACCCCUGCUUAGGGAGUUAAGGGUUUUGCACUUAACUCCGUCAAAAAUCUCAGAAUGAAGAAGAAAUUCCGUUCAAAAUUAAAUUCAGAUAGAAUUUCCGACUUACCUGAAGCAAUUAGAUUACAUAUACUUGCAUUUUUGCCUACUAGUGAUGCUGUUAGAACUAGUAUUUUGUCGAGUAGUUGGCGGGAAUCGUGGACCGAACUCCCUGCUUUGAAAUUGAGGGAUUUUGAGCUUAAUAAAUUACUGAGAGUGUCUGAUUUACAUAAAGAUGUUACUGAUAGACUAAAGUGGGAGUCAAUUGUUAGGAAGAGGGAGGAGUUUUAUCGAUUUCUUGAUCGAGCUCUUGAAUCGCGCUUGGAGCUCAAAGAGCUUAGUCUUCAUGUUCCUGGUUACGUGUUGGCGUUGAAGUCUCGUGUAGAUCAUUGGGUUGAUUCUGCUGUUGUACGUGGUGUCCAAGAGUUAGAAUUGAACUUAGGUGUAUGGGACUUUGCUAACUAUAGUUUGCCUAAGAGUGUAUUUGGUGUUAAUUCUUCAAUUGCAAAAUUGAACUUGCUAAGAUGUGAACUGCAUUCGUCGUCUUUGGUAGAUGCCUGGUUACCUUCCCUACGAAAGCUAACUCUUGAUCAUGUCAAUUUGGAUGAGGGAGUUUUUGGGAGUCUACCUGCUAAUUGCCCUAAUAUCGAGGUUUUAGACAUUAUUAGUUGCCACGGGUUUACAAAGUUGGUAAUCUCUGGUCUCAUGAAACUCAUAGAGCUCGAUAUUUAUUCUGGUGGAGAAAGUGAAAUAAUUGAGAUUGAGGCACCCAAUCUGUUGGAGUUCACUUAUACGAAUGAAAAUUAUAUGGAGGAAUGUGAAUUGAAAGUCCUAGCUUGUAAAAAUUUGAGUUAUCUGAUGUUACAUGGUGCUCCAUUGAGUGACAAUGAUUUAAAUCAUUUUCUUGAAAAUCUUCCUGUCCUUGUACGAUUGGAAUUAUUGCACUGCAAUCGUGUAAAACAUGUUCGUGUAUCUAGUGAACACCUUGUCCAUUUGGAGUUUAUCGAUUGCAUACGUCUGCUUAAGGCUGAAAUUGAUAGUCCAAACUUAAAAACCUUUCGUUAUCGGGAAGAUGAAGUUAUAUCCUUUAGGCCCAAGGGUUCGGCUCUCAAGUUGACAGAGGCAAGCAUUUCACUAACACCUUACAUGGCUGCUGACAAGUGGUAUGUUGUACUCGUUAAGUUUCUCAAAAAGCUAUGUCACUGUGAAGUUUUGACACUAGAUAUCUCCUCUGAAGAGAAGGAGCUUAUACUGCCAAAAAAGGUGAGGAUGAAGUAUCAGCCUCCCUUACAUGGAGUCAAGAAAUUGAUUGUGGUGCUUAUGUCAGAACAGCAUAUUCGAGUCAAAUUGGUUGAGACUCUUCUGUGGCUUGCACCUUGCCUAGAGUCUUUAUCUAUAUACAAUGAAUACAUUUCAGAUUGCAAGAUUUUCAAGUUCACAUACGAGAGGCCAGGGAAAGGGAACAUGAAAUGUGGGUGCUGGAAUUCUCUCGCCAUCAACUGUUGGCGGCACGCCCUUACUGAAGUGUCCAUUGAGAAGAAAAAAAGAGAUGAAGAUGAUACAGAACUAGCAAACUUCUUCUCUAAGGCAAGAAUUGAUGGGAAAAUGGUGCGUUUUGUCAAGAAUCCUUGGCCCGAAACGAGCUAAGAUGAGGAUCACAUGUAAUUCCCCAUAUCUUUUUCAAUUUUAUAAAUAUAUUUUAAUGAACUAAAAUGUAUUUUUUUUGAGUAUUUUAUAUUUUGUUUAGAGAAAAUUAUUUAGGUUGGUUAUUUUCAAAGUCAAAGUUAGUGGUGUAAAUUGGUUGGACUGGAUUGGAUUUUGCUAAAUUAAAAUCUAGUCCAAAGUUUUUUUGGACUCAAGAAA